AUGGACUACCCCAGCAACCUGUCUCGAAUGCACCGCCUACGCGAACGAGCAGAGAAAGAAGAGAAGCGCAUCAAGCAACUUGUGGGAAUUGCAAACAGCGUGGGACGAGUCAGGCCAAACAGAAGCUACGUUCCAGGACUAUCUACACCACCAAGUCCAGGAGGAAGAGCUUUUGCAGGAUUCCACCAACAAGAAUUCCAAGGAUUCCAAGACAAUUGCUCCUUCCAAACUCAAACGAUUGAGACUGCUGGAACCUUCCACACCGCACUGACGGACAAGGAAGACAAUUGUUGGUCCCGACACCCGACAGCAGACUAUACUGCCCACAAGCUGCCCUAA
Messenger RNA from Cylindrotheca closterium, 339 nucleotides. The record is from the annotation of a GenBank genome assembly. Lineage: Eukaryota; Bacillariophyta; Bacillariophyceae; Bacillariales; Bacillariaceae.